AGAGUGAUAAGGUUGUGUGGACAGUCACUUUGUGGUGCGUUGUAGAACAAGGGUUUCUCUGUUUCUUCACUUUCUCGUAGGAAUCGAAAUCAAACCAAACAAAAAUAUGGGCAGAAAAUUCUUCGUCGGUGGAAACUGGAAAUGCAAUGGAACCACUGAGGAGGUGAAGAAGAUUGUUACUACUCUGAAUGAAGCGAAAGUCCCUGGAGAAGAUGUCGUGGAAGUUGUUGUGAGUCCACCUUUUGUGUUCCUUCCCCUUGUAAAAACUUUACUGCGUCCUGAUUUCCAUGUGGCGGCACAGAACUGUUGGGUUCGCAAAGGUGGUGCUUAUACCGGAGAAGUUAGUGCUGAAAUGCUUGUUAAUUUGGAAAUUCCGUGGGUUAUUAUUGGUCACUCUGAACGGAGGCAGCUUUUGCAAGAAUCAAAUGAGUUUGUGGGAGACAAAGUUGCAUAUGCACUUUCACAAGGUCUGAAAGUUAUUGCUUGCAUCGGAGAGACUCUUGAACAGCGUGAAGCUGGUACAACAACAGCUGUUGUUUCUGAGCAAACAAAAGCAAUUGCCGCUAAAAUAUCAAACUGGGACAAUGUUGUUUUGGCCUACGAGCCAGUCUGGGCCAUCGGAACAGGAAAGGUUGCAACACCUGCUCAGGCUCAAGAGGUUCAUGCUGCUUUGAGGAAAUGGUUUCAGGAUAAUGUGAGUGCCGAAGUUGCCGCAUCUGUAAGAAUUAUCUAUGGAGGUUCUGUAAAUGGAGGAAACAGCAAAGAAUUGGCAGGACAGGCCGAUGUUGAUGGAUUUUUGGUUGGUGGUGCUUCCCUCAAGCCGGAGUUCGUGGACAUCAUAAACGCUGCCACCGUGAAGAAGAAUUGAAAUUCGUAGUUAGGAACUGAUAUGCUGCCUUUCAAGCUGCUUCGGAAAUUACUGUUUGAGUUUUGGUUCUGUGCUUUGUGGCAAAUGCUUUCAACUUUGUGUUUAGUACUGCCUAAUAAACGCGCGUUCCUGUGAUCUCAUCCACAGGCGAUCCAUUGGAUUUUGGUUAAAUUUCUUAAUGCAAAUAGUGUAACUACCAUAACAUUUGGUGGGUAAAUAAUGUUCAAAACUAGUUAACUGUAGUAAAUUUGAUUACUACUAUUGAUGCGGUUGUCAACUA
Vigna radiata var. radiata (mung bean) is the source of this 1148-nucleotide messenger RNA. RefSeq names its product triosephosphate isomerase, cytosolic. Gene Ontology annotation, biological process: glycolytic process; glycerol catabolic process; glyceraldehyde-3-phosphate biosynthetic process. NCBI's taxonomy places the organism in Eukaryota, Viridiplantae, Streptophyta, Magnoliopsida, Fabales, Fabaceae. Bases 107 to 868 code for a protein of 253 amino acids. The transcript has 9 exons. Gene Ontology annotation, cellular component: cytosol. Gene Ontology annotation, molecular function: triose-phosphate isomerase activity. The record is from RefSeq and is a predicted model, not a curated record.